Molecule: messenger RNA, 342 nt
Organism: Brassica oleracea var. oleracea
Lineage: Eukaryota; Viridiplantae; Streptophyta; Magnoliopsida; Brassicales; Brassicaceae
Source: RefSeq, a predicted model, not a curated record
GUGAUGAUUAUGAUGUGGAUUAUGUGUGAAUGGAAUGAUGAAGAUUGCAUGAAGGUUGAUGAAGACAAGCUUGGUUUGUCUUUUGUUAUCUCUCGUAUGGGCAACUUCGAUCCUUUGGCAAGCUUCGGUUCCCCUCGGAAUCAGCAGAUUAUUGGAGUACUAUCUUACGCUAUUAAUUGUCUUUGUGCUUCGUUAAGUUUGUUUCCAGUUUGGUUUUGUUUAGUGUCUUUAAUUACGCUGUGUGCUGUGUUUGAAUGUGUGUGUGGUGUUUGUAAUCCCUUGUGAUGCACCACUCAGGUGUGUUCCAAUAUGGGUGAGGAAUAAAAAAUAUUCGGUUUGUUA